Molecule: messenger RNA, 714 nt
Organism: Polypterus senegalus (gray bichir)
Lineage: Eukaryota; Metazoa; Chordata; Cladistia; Polypteriformes; Polypteridae
Gene: emc2
Product: ER membrane protein complex subunit 2
Exons: 9
Coding region: 1-714 (237 amino acids)
Biological process (GO): protein folding in endoplasmic reticulum
Cellular component (GO): EMC complex
Molecular function (GO): protein binding
Source: RefSeq, a predicted model, not a curated record
AUGGCGUCUGUUUCUGAAUUAUAUGAUGUAACCUGGGAAGAAAUGCGAGAUAAACUUAGAAAAUGGAGAGAAGAAAAUUACCGGAACAGCGAGCAGAUAGUUGAUGUUGGAGAAGAGCUAAUUAAUGAACAUGCCUCAAAGCUUGGAGAUGACAUUUGGAUCGUUUAUGAACAAGUGAUGAUUGCUGCCCUGGACUGCAGCAGAGAUGACUUGGCGUUGACGUGCCUUCAAGAACUGCGCCGGCAAUUUCAGGGCAGUCACAGAGUGAAGAGGUUGACUGGCAUGAGACUGGAAGCUUUGGAAAGAUAUGACGAUGCCUUCAAAAUAUAUGAUGCCAUACUGCAAGAUGACGCCACCAACACAGCUGCAAGGAAGCGUAAGAUUGCCAUUCUUAAAGCCCAAGGGAAAAGCACAGAGGCCAUCCGAGAGCUGAAUGAAUAUCUGGAACAAUUUGUUGGGGACCAGGAAGCAUGGCAUGAAUUAGCAGAGCUUUACAUCAACGAACAUGAUUAUGCCAAAGCAGCAUUUUGUUUAGAGGAGCUCAUGAUGACCAAUCCGCACAAUCACUUAUUUUGUGAGCAGUAUGCAGAGGUUAAAUAUACUCAAGGUGGAACUGAAAAUUUAGAACUGUCAAGAAAAUAUUUUGCUCAGGCUUUGAAGCUGAACAACAGGAAUAUGAGAGCUUUGUUUGGGCUUUACAUGGUAAUACACUAA